CCGAGUUUGUAUUUUUCUUGUAUUCUUCUGCAUUUUUAUUUCAAUUUAAGCGACCCAACCCCCGAAUCUGCCCGUCUUAAUUUUAAUUGGAAUUCUAGUUCAACUGGAGAAUUGGACCAUUUAUCUGUUACAGACUCUCCUUCAAUGAGAGUUGGGUUUAGAUGGCAAGCACACAUUUUUUGGAAUAAAUAUGUCCGCCAUUUGGAUUCUGUCGAUGUAGGAAAUAUGCAGAAAAUAACUUUAUUGGAUAAACAAUUGGGAGAUUAUCAGUUGGCAACUUGGCUACUACUAUUUUGUUCACUCUUCUUUUUUGCUAUACUUGUUGGGCUUGCUUGUUAUUGUACUAGAAAGGAACCGGAUGAAGACGAAUUAUAA
Molecule: messenger RNA, 375 nt
Organism: Meloidogyne enterolobii
Lineage: Eukaryota; Metazoa; Nematoda; Chromadorea; Rhabditida; Meloidogynidae
Source: the annotation of a GenBank genome assembly